Molecule: messenger RNA, 835 nt
Organism: Oncorhynchus tshawytscha (Chinook salmon)
Lineage: Eukaryota; Metazoa; Chordata; Actinopteri; Salmoniformes; Salmonidae
Gene: med30
Product: mediator complex subunit 30
Exons: 6
Coding region: 223-738 (171 amino acids)
Biological process (GO): positive regulation of DNA-templated transcription
Cellular component (GO): mediator complex
Molecular function (GO): transcription coregulator activity
Source: RefSeq, a predicted model, not a curated record
GACGGUUAAGCGCUCCUGCAGAAAAAGGACUUGACACACAUGUCAACAAAUAAGAUAAAUUAAUACUAGCUAGCAACACAGCAGCGUCUGGUCUCCCAUCCAGGACCAAACCUACUUAGCCUCAGAGGAAAGCCAGCAGAGGGAUGCAGGGUGGCAUGCCAAGGUGUGCCAGUGUAGAAUAGGCUGACCCCUCGCUGCACCUAUAGGUCCUCUGCUGUCUCCAUGACCACCCCUCCCAUAGUGGCGUUCGCCGGGCAGCAGGCUCAGGCUGCCCGUGAUGUCAACACGGCGUCGCUCUGUCGCAUCGGCCAGGAGACGGUGCAGGAUAUCGUCUUACGCACCAUGGAGAUCUUCCAGCUGUUGAGGAACAUGCAGCUGCCAAAUGGAGUGACGUACCACCCCAGCACCCACCAGGACAGGCUGGGCAAACUGCAGGAGCACCUGCGUAUGCUCUCUGUACUCUUCCGCAAGCUGCGCCUCGUCUAUGACAAAUGUAACGAAAACUGCACCGGUUUGGACCCCGUACCCCCAGAGCAACUCAUCCCCUACGUGGAGGACGACAGCUCCAAACACGAUGAGCGCUUGGCCAGCCAGGCCCGCCCGGCAACAGAGGAGAGGAGAGAAAUCCUGGAGGUUAACAAGAAGCUCAAACAGAAGAACCAACAGCUGAAGCAGAUAAUGGACCAGCUCAGAAACCUCAUCUGGGAGAUAAACUCCAUGCUGGCUGUUAGGAGUUGAACGGCAAACACGGCGACAGAGACACAGAGACACACAGGCGCAGGCGCGCAUACACACACACACACACACACACACACACACACACACACACACACAC